Messenger RNA from Pteropus alecto (black flying fox), 1246 nucleotides. It is a transcript of the gene DIABLO, whose product is annotated as diablo IAP-binding mitochondrial protein. NCBI's taxonomy places the organism in Eukaryota, Metazoa, Chordata, Mammalia, Chiroptera, Pteropodidae. The transcript has 6 exons. The coding region runs from base 67 to 774 and encodes 235 amino acids. Gene Ontology annotation, biological process: intrinsic apoptotic signaling pathway in response to oxidative stress; neuron apoptotic process. Gene Ontology annotation, cellular component: mitochondrion. The record is from RefSeq and is a predicted model, not a curated record.
CCCCCCCUCCGGCUUACGAAGUGACGUCACUUCCGGUGUGUACGCGAGGCGUCCUCCCGCCCCGGGAUGGCGUCUCUGAGGAGUUGGCUGUCGCGGGGCGUAGCGUCCUUGUUCAGGUACAGACAGUGUGUACCUGUGGCGGCUAACUUCAAGAAGCGCCGUUUCUCAGAACUGAUACGACCAUGGCACAAAACGGUGGCAGUUGGAUUUGGCGUAACCCUGUGUGCGAUUCCUAUUGCACAGAAAUCAGAGCCUCAUUCUCUUAGUAAUGAUGCAUUAAUGAAGAGGGCCGUGUCUCUGGUAACAGACAGCACCUCAACCUUUCUCUCUCAGACCACAUAUGCACUGGUUGAAGCAAUCACUGAAUAUACGAAGGCUGUCUAUACCUUAAUUUCUCUGUACCGGCAAUAUACAAGUUUACUUGGGAAAAUGAAUUCACAGGAGGAAGAUGAAGUGUGGCAGGUGAUCAUAGGAGCCAGAGUUGAGAUGACUUCAAAACAGCAGGAGUACUUGAGAUUGGAAACCACGUGGAUGACUGCGGUUGGUCUCUCAGAGAUGGCAGCAGAAGCUGCCUACCACACUGGAGCAGAUCAGGCAUCUGCGACCGCCAGGAACCACAUUCAGCUGGUGAAAUCGCAAGUGCAGGAGGUGCGCCAGCUGUCCCAGAAAGCAGAGACCAAGCUGGCGGAGGUGCAGACAGAAGAGCUCCGUCAGAAAACACAGGAGGAAGACGGGAGGGCCAAGUCAGAGGAGGCCUACCUGCGUGAGGAUUAAGGGCCUGAGCCACUGCCCAUGCCUGCCGCUCAGCCUGGGCUUGGCACAGCUUUCUCUGCCAGGAGAAGGGGAGGCCGGCCCUGCCCUGGCCCAACCAGGCCACAGGCGUUACUCCUCCCUUUGCUGGACCUGAUUCUCCUCCGGGGCACGCCCUUUUUAACUCCUCCCAGUACAGUUGCCUCACCUACAACCUUUUCACCUCCCACGCAGGGCAGCCUGGCCAGAGGGGUCCCUUUUUUGUCAUGCCCACAAGUUCAGUAGCUGUUUUAACUUCAGUUUCCAAUCUUAUUGACCUUUCAAAUAGGAUUUAGUAUUUGCUCUCUCCAUAGGGAUGUGAGUUUUGGGGAGAGAGGGGAGCCUGUCCUGUUUGUAAGAUUUCUUUGUGUUUCUAAUACCUUCUGUGACCUGGCCCCACUGCCCUGUAAGCAGAGCUCAGGCCAAGGAGCCAAAUCCAUUAUUCUAAGGGACUGAA